Molecule: messenger RNA, 5202 nt
Organism: Pristis pectinata (smalltooth sawfish)
Lineage: Eukaryota; Metazoa; Chordata; Chondrichthyes; Rhinopristiformes; Pristidae
Gene: miga1
Product: mitoguardin 1
Exons: 16
Coding region: 192-2078 (628 amino acids)
Biological process (GO): mitochondrial fusion
Source: RefSeq, a predicted model, not a curated record
UGAACCCGGAAGUUGUGCGCCUCCGCCAGCUGUCAAUCACUCUGCAGGCGGAGGCUCGACAAGGAACACCGUUACUGCCCGCAGCAAACAACACAUAUCCUCUCGGCACCGCAUUCCUUGCCCACUUCUCACACGCAGUCACAGGGUAGAACAAACAAGCUCCGCCUCCCAUUCCUGUGAUCGUUUCAUGCAUGUUGAAGACAUUGGUCUGCUGGUUGACUAGAGGGGGAUGGAAAUUAGAAGAUAUGCAAGAUCUACCCAAGGAAACCAUUAACGAUGCACAGCACACUUUAAGGGACCUUGCACUGCGAGCGGCUGAUCUGCCCUUGUAUUUGUACAACUCCCUGCCAGAGGUAAAGCUCUCCCCUCUUGUUAGGAAGCUCUUCCUGAUCUCUGUGGUGGGGGCAACUUCCUUCGCCAUUUUGGCCCAUCAGUUGAAACGGAAACGAGGGAAGAAGCAGCAGCAAGAUGAGCAGGAGGAGGAAGUGAUGAAGGUGCAGAUGCCAUGGGAGCAAGAACUUUUUAUUCCAGAAUUUUCCAGGACAGCAGCAUCAGAAAAAGGUUCAAGUUGUGCCAGCAGUCGACAGAACCUGAGCCUCUCCUUGCAGUCAAAGGGGUCACACUCGUACAACACUCACGCGUCUGCGGGAUUGCUCAGCAGAUACUCUGGCUCAGUGCAGAGCCUGGCCUCGGCCCAGAGUGUGAACUCCUCCCAGAGCUGUCUGUGUGCUGGAUCUAACCUGUGGGACAAGGUUGCUGAAGACAAUGAGAUCAAUCUGGUUAAUGUGCCAGUGACCACGCCUGAAAACUUGUAUCUGAUGGGUAUGGAGCUGUUCGAAGAGGCACUCCAGCGAUGGGAGCAGGCCUUGACCUUCCGCAGCCGGCAGGCAGAGGACGAGGCGAACUGCUCUGCUGUCAAACUGGGAGCAGGGGAUGCAAUUGCAGAAGAAACGGUGGAGGACAUCAUUAGCAUGGAGUUCAUCCACAAGUUGGAAUCAUUGCUCCAGCGAGCUUAUCGACUGCAGGAGGAGUUUCAGGCUACUCUGGGAGCAUCUGACCCAGCUUCUCUUGCGAAUGACAUUGACAGAGAGACCGACGUCACUGUCAGGGACACUGAGGAUGCCUGCCAGAGGGACACAAUCAGCAUUGCAUCGACAGACUCGUUUGUUUCAGCAGCCGAGCUGACUGAACACAGGGACCAUCGAGGCAGUGCCUAUGGCUUGGGGUCGUGGUGUCACCUGCCCCUUUACGAGGAAGCAAUGCACCUGGCGGAAGAUGGGAAGGUGUUCUGCCGCGUCCUGAGGACAGAGUUGUUGGAGUGUGUGGGCGACAGUGACUUUCUGGCCAAGGUACACUGUGUGCGUCAGGCUUUUCAGGUAAUUCUUUCUGAUGCCACAAAUAUAAAGUAUUUUGCAGAGAUGGGGAAAAAGAUUCUUUCUGCAAUAAUGAUGAAAGCCCACAAGAAUCCAAAGAGGUUUGCGGAAGUCUUUGAGGAGAUGAUGUUCUUCCUGCAGCAAACCGACCACUGGGAUACAACUCAACAGGAACUUGCAUCACGAGGGGUGAAGCACAUGAAUUUCUAUGACGUUGUUUUGGACUUCAUCCUGAUGGAUUCCUUUGAGGAUCUGGAGAAUCCCCCUUCGUCGAUACAGAACGUAGUCAACAAUCGCUGGCUAAAUAAUUCCUUCAAGGAAACUGCUGUGGCUUCGAGCUGUUGGUCCGUUCUGAAGACCAAGAGACAGCAGAUGAAGGUGCCUAACGGCUUUAUUGCACAUUUCUACUCUGUUUGCGAGCACAUCAGCCCAGUCUUGGCGUGGGGUUUCUUAGGACCCAGAAACUCUCUCUAUGAUUUGUGCUGUUUCUUUAAGGAACAAGUGCUUUUCUUCCUGAAGGACAUCUUUGAUUUUGAAAAGGUGAGGUACACCAGCAGAGAGAGUCUUGCCGAGGACAUCUUACACCUGAUCCAGCGCCGUACCGAGCUCCUGAUGGCUUACCUUGGAACAGACAACCUGAGGCAUCUGAACGGGUAUGUCGGACUCCCACUACCUAACAGAGCCUUGGAAGCACAUAUGCAGUAAACCAGGGGCCUUGAACUGACCCUGUGCACAGGUUACCACAUGAAUGUUGCUUGCAGCAGUGUCUGUGAACUGGGAUCCAUAAAGCCCCCAAACCUUGGCACCGCUGCCCUUGAAGCAGCAAUCAUUGAGUUGAAUUUCUUUAUUGUUCCUUUUGCCAUGUUUGCAUUUUUUAGGUUAUGAGCAAAAUGUUGCUUUAAGACCCACUCCAGCGACUUGGAAAUCUAUUCUGACCUGUCGGUGCAGUACUAAGGGAGUGUUGCUGUGUUGGAGGCACUGUCUUUUGGAUGAGACGUUAACCGGAGCCCCCUGUCUGCUCUUCUACGUGGGUGUAGAAGAUCCUAUCACAAUAGUUUGCAGAACAGCGGGAAGUUAUUCCUAGUGUCCCUCAUUAUCCCCUGUCAAUGCCAACAAGAAACAGAUUAUCUCGCCAUUUAUCUCAUCACUCUUGGUGGGACCCUGCUGUGUAUAAAUUAAUCAGUGUGUUUUCUCCAUGACAACUCUGCAGAAGUACUUCAAUGGCUAUAAUCUACUUUGGAACAUCCUGGGGCUGUAAAAAAAGAGCUUUACAAAUUAAAGAUCUUUGUUUUUCGCUGUUAGGUAAAUCGUAAAUCAGAAUGCCAAGAGCUGUUGGUGUCAAUAAUUUGGUAAUGAAUUAUUUUGGGGACUGAAUUAAGAUUAUGUGGCUCUGUGCCUUGCUCCGGGUGUUUCUCUGGGACACCCCUUGCUUGACCUUCUGUGUGCAUUUCCUUACCUGUGCAUUAGGGCAUGAGUAAUUUAACAAAUGGUGUCUUGCACGCAGAAUUCUGGUGGUAGCUUUUGCACAGUGGAAUCUCGAGGUAGCCUUGGGAUUUGGAGGCACUCCUUAAAGGAUCCAGUUAGGGGUCAGUAAAGCAAAUUUGUUCUCAUCCCAUGACAGGGGACGUCUCUAAGAAGCACCUAUCCUGGGCCAAAGAUGAUGGGACAUGUUGCACGGUGCCUAUAAUUCAUUAUAGACUCAGGGAGGUUUCCAAAGGAAAAGUAUCCAGGAUUUUUAUAAACUCUUUGUGUUGCUUAGUGAGGCUGAGUCCAGAUCAGUUGCUGACUUGGAAAUCCCAGUUGAGAUUUGGAAAGCCAUGUCAUUUGGCCUGGAGAUAUUCCUACAAUUGUAUUACCUGCAAUAAACCUUGUGUAACUUUGGAUUGUCUGCCAUUUUGUUGUUCCUUUCUGGUUAAGGAUUUAAUCAGCAGGAAUACUAUUAGGGUUGCCACCUUUAACCAAUCCUGGUCACAGAGGGUCAUGACAGCAGCAACUAUCUCUAUGGAAUUUGCACCUUCUCGCUGUGACUGCCUGGGUUUUCACUGGGUGCCACAGCUUCCUCCCACAUCCAGGAGGCCGUUCAGCCUACUGAGUCCAUGCCAGCUCUCAAAGGAUUCCCACCAGUCCCAUUUCCCUGUAACCUAUCAUCUCCCUCUUGAUUCGCUUUCCAUCCACCUACACUAGGGCUAAUUUACAGUAGCUGAUUAACCUGCCAGCAUGUAUUUGAGAUGUGGGAGGAAGCCAGAGCAUCCAGGGAAAAGUGGCAAACUCCAUAUGGACAGCACCCAAGGUCAGGAUUGAACUCAGGUCAUUUGCUCCAAACUCGGAGCGUUUGAUGUCUCUGGGCCUGUACUCGAUGGAAUUCAGGAGGAUGAGGGGGAAUCUCAAUGAAACCUACCAAAUACUGAAAGGCCUGGACAGAGUGGACGUGGAGAGGAUGUCUGCAUUAGUAGGUGCAAUGUGUAAACACAGUAAAUGCAGUGUGUUAUGUAUUGGAAGAACAACAAGAGGCAAUAUAAACUCAAGGGAAGCAUGCUAAAAGUGUCACAGGUACAGAGUUCUCUGCAGAUGUAUGUGCACAGUUCAUUGAAAGUGGAAGGGUGGGUUGAAGAAAUGAUUAAAAAAGUAUAUGGACCUUAGACUUUAAAGAGAACAAGAGCCAAGAAAGUCACGGUGAACUUUAUAAAACUUUAGUUCAACAACAACUCAAGGGUUACGUCCAGUUUCCAUUAGCCUCUGUAUGUUGCUUUUGUAAAUCAGUCUUCUGGAUUUUCUCCUCUAUGUAACACAGGUUAAAUGCAGCUUAUUUUUGUUCCUUCAUUUUCCCUGGAGUGCACAUAACUCAUUUGAUUAAUUCAUUCAUGCAUUGAAGGUGGAAAGAGAGAAAUAGAGGGAGAAGGUGGUGCAGGAUACAGAAUGAAGAGAGAGAAUAAAGAAUGGGACUGAAUUCAUUGCCUUUCAGGGAGCUGGCAUGGGAUCGAUGGGCUGAUUGGCUUCUAUAAUAAUUCUAUAAUUCCGUCAGGUGAAAGGGUGAGAUUAAAUAAGGCUCGUUUGGGCCAAGUGGCCAGUUUUUAUGCUGUAAAUUCAACUGUGUUGAGAUAGCAGUGACGGACACUUACACAGAGCAGAUGAACAGUGUUAAGUAGCAGUGGGAAGGUGCACAUUUGACUCCAUCCACCCAGUUCUCACAGGCCUCUGUGCUAAAUGGGGCUCAUUUUCAAUCCGGCUACCUGGAGUGGUAACUCGGCAGAGGAUUACUGCCUACCCAGCUCUCUGGCAGGCAGGUUCCAGAGUACGCAGCUGAUCCAAGAGGUUCCCAUGGUUGAAUAUGACCCUCUGUACCCAGGCCCACUCAUCAGACAGAGAGGUGGCAACCCUAGACAACUCAAUUGUUCUAUCAAGCAACGGCUUAUGUGUUUGGUAUUGUCUGCUUUUUAUGGUCCAUAAUGUGACUGUGUACACAUUGAUAUCUCUGUAUCUAUAUCUCUAAACUAUAUAUAUAUAUUAGAUCUCAGCACCUCAAAGAGCACACAACCUAUUCACUUUACAACAGGUACUUGAAUUUUCCGUUUGCCAGCCCAAACCACCGUGGUAUUGCUGUGGCUGUACUAUGAUAUAUUCUGACAGAAAUGCUUGUAUUUUAGGGAAGUUGACGAAUUAAUAAAAGCUGCCUUAUAUAUGGUGGGUCUGUAAGAGUCUAGCAAUAUGUCUGUGAAUUUUAUUUUGAAAUAGUACUGUCCCAAAACACUAACACCAGCUCCUCAUGCUUGUCACUGGUCUUGUUAGCAAGCACAGAGUUGGAGAGCAUCUUCAGUAAGUAAAGCACUUU